Jatropha curcas is the source of this 1462-nucleotide messenger RNA. RefSeq names its product protein ECERIFERUM 26. The record is from RefSeq and is a predicted model, not a curated record. Gene Ontology annotation, molecular function: acyltransferase activity, transferring groups other than amino-acyl groups. NCBI's taxonomy places the organism in Eukaryota, Viridiplantae, Streptophyta, Magnoliopsida, Malpighiales, Euphorbiaceae.
ACAAGCACAAACUCUACCCUUUUCCGUUUUCCUCAUAUCUCCUCUUCCCCAUGGUUUCUUCCAAUGCUCAAACCCUAGUGUAUAAUCUGAAGAUUUCAUCUGUUGGGCCGGGUUGGGCUACGGAUUCAGAGGCGGUCCAUGAGCCCAAUUCUAUAGACUUGGCUAUGAAGCUUCACUAUCUAAAAAGUGUUUACUUCUUUUGUAGUGAAGCAUGUCAAGGGCUCACCAUUUCUUGUUUAAAGGAAUCCAUGUUUUACUGGCUCAAUGAUUAUUACAUCACUUGUGGUCGGUUCCGGAGAAACGACGCCGGCCGGCCUUACUUGAAGUGUAAUGAUUGUGGCAUUAGGAUGAUUGAGGCGGAGUGCGACACGUCGCUUGAUGAAUGGCUAGAAUUGAAGGAUUCUUCACUUAAUGAUAUGCUUGUUUACCAUCUACCUAUUGGCCCCGAAUUAUCUUUUUCUCCUCCAGUUUAUUUCCAGGCAACUAAGUUCAAAUGUGGAGGAUUGUCUUUCGGUCUGAGCUGGGCCCAUAUACUUGGAGAUCCAUUUUCUGCAUCUUAUUAUAUGAACAUGUUGAGCCCAUUCCUUGCUGGUGUUAGGUCCAAUAGGCCCGUGAAAGUCACAAAACAACCCAAAACUCUUGGAAAGUCCGAAAACAUAAAAGCACCUCCUCUUUCGCUGAAGCGGGUCGACCCGGUUGGUGACCAUUGGGUAACUGCCAAUAACUGUAAAAUGCAAACAUUUUCACUCUAUUUAACUGCUUCACAAGUAUCUCACCUUCUUUCCAAUAUGUGGGGUCAAAGUCCAAAUAAAGAAACUCCAUUGUUUGAAUCCCUUUGUGCCAUAAUAUGGCAAUGUAUUGCCAAAGUUAGGGAAGGCCAUGACCCCAAAAUAGUGACUAUUUGCAAAAAGGACCCUACUAAUCCUGAAAAUGAGAUUUUGAGCAACAAUCAAAUUAUAAGUUCCGCUAAGGCAGAUUUUUCCAUCAUAGAUUCAAAUUUGAAAAAAUUGGCAAUGUUGCUUGUUGAUGGAGCAAUUGAUGAGAGAGAUCAAAUUGAUGAAACGGUGGAAAAUAAUGAUGGAUCGCUCGAUUAUAUAGUAUAUGGAGCGAAUUUGACAUUUAUAAAUUUGGAAAAUGCUAAUUCGUAUGAAUUAGAACUGAAUGGAUUCAAACCGAAAUUUGUAUACCAUACUAUUCAAGGUGUUGGAGAUGAAGGCGCUGUUUUAUUAUUUCCGUGGCCAGAAUAUUGCGACAAGUAUGACGAUAAAGGUAGAGUUGUCACGAUAAUUUCGCCGGAGAAAGAAGUAAUAAAGCUUAAGUCUGAGCUAAAAAAGAUUGGUUUAAUACUUGAAAGUGAUAUAGAGUGAAUGUAUAUCUUCUGCGUUUAUUAUGGUUAUAUGAUUGUAUGUUCAAUCUCUAUUUGUUUCUAUUUUCUUUAAUAAAAGUUAAAUGUAUUCAAUAA